AUGGAGACCCAGAGAGACAACCUCCCCUGGGGACGCUGGUCACUGUUGCUACUGCUGCUGGGCCUGGCAGUGCCUCCAGCUACUGCCCAGGACCUCAGCUACAACCAGGCUGUGCUCGCUGCCGUGGACGGCUACAACCAGCGGUCCUCGGAAGCUAAUCUCUACCGCCUGCUGGAGCUGGACCCGCAGAGGCCCGAUGCAGACCUGUGGGACGACAACCCCAGCACCCCGAAGCCGGUGAGCUUCACACUGAAGGAGACCGUGUGCCCCAGGACGACGCAGCUGCCACCGGAGCAGUGUGAAUUCAAGGAGAACGGGCUGGUGAAACAGUGUGUGGGGACAGUCACCCUGGGCCAGGCCGGUGGCUACUUUGACAUCAACUGUGCGGAGGGAUUCAACCACAUGUUCCGAAGGUCACUGCCAGAGGGCGACUGGAUCCACAGGCUCCUGGGGCGGCCCAGGAACAUUGGGUGCACAGGUGAGCGUCUCAGACCUGAAGUGCUGGUCCUGGGCGCAGGAAUUGGGAUGUGGUUGGUGAAGGGCGGAGACAAGACUCAGGUAUGGCUUCAGGCCUCGGCCCAGCAUGAUGAGUUUGCUUCCCACUGA
This is a messenger RNA of Phyllostomus hastatus (greater spear-nosed bat), 606 nucleotides long. Its product is annotated as cathelicidin-5-like. Bases 1 to 606 code for a protein of 201 amino acids. Gene Ontology annotation, molecular function: lipopolysaccharide binding. NCBI's taxonomy places the organism in Eukaryota, Metazoa, Chordata, Mammalia, Chiroptera, Phyllostomidae. The record is from RefSeq and is a predicted model, not a curated record. Gene Ontology annotation, biological process: antimicrobial humoral immune response mediated by antimicrobial peptide; defense response to Gram-negative bacterium; defense response to Gram-positive bacterium. The transcript is spliced from 6 exons. Gene Ontology annotation, cellular component: extracellular region.